Dermacentor andersoni is the source of this 2668-nucleotide messenger RNA. The record is from RefSeq and is a predicted model, not a curated record. NCBI's taxonomy places the organism in Eukaryota, Metazoa, Arthropoda, Arachnida, Ixodida, Ixodidae.
GAGAUUGAUCUGCGAUAGGUUUUAAGCCUGUUUUAACCCCAUUUCGUUGCCUCGUGGUGGGAUUGCGCUGGACUUCGCGACAAGCACCGAACAAAGACGAUUAUUUCCUUCGAGAGGAUACAAUCGUCUUAAAAAGCCGCAGACUCUUAAAGCUUUAAGAGACACUCAGGUCACUAGAGAUUCGCGCAGGGCCGCCAUUCUCAGCCCUCUAUCCCCUUUCGCCAAACGGGGUUUCGGCAAUCCUCUCAAAUGAAUUAUUCGGACCUUGACGCCACAUCUCAUUUCACGAAGAAUGAAACACGGAAGACACGCACUUCGAGAAAAAGGGAAGAACUUAUUGUCGUGCAAAAGAAACGCGCUAUUAAAGGGAAAGGGCGGCCAGAGAAACCGGAAAGGCGCUGUGGGACCGAAAGAAGCAAGAAAAGCAACGCCUGCUUGCCGGAAGGAGUAACAGCUCGUUCGAAACAACGGAUAGAAAGGUCAAGAGAUGCGCCAGCGUUCGCCCACACAAACAAACGACACUGCCGCGGCAGCGCGAAGUUCAGGCAACUCCUUUCUUUUCUUCUCUCUCUCUCUCUCUCGCCGCGCGCCUACACGAGCGUCAUCGUAGUCUGGCAUGAUGGUCUGGCGGCGGCGGCGUCCCGAAGACGAACCGUUCAAUGAUCCCGCGCAGGCGCACUGCUGGUCGAACUGCAGCAGCGGGAGCGCCGCUCGCCGCUCCUGCUUCCAACGGCCGCACUGUCGCGUUGCCGCGAUGCAAGCCGUCCUGAUCUGCUCCCUGCCGAACCUGGCUGGCCCCGCCCACAGGACUAGGACGCCCGGAACAUCGAGAGUCGACGACCAAGGCGGCCGCAAGAUCAGCUGGCCCCUCGUAGCCAGCGUUCGCAAACAGCUGCUUUCCCGACGAGUGGCGCCCAAGAGCAGCGACGCCGGACCCCCGCCGACCCCGGUGACGAAGGAGCCGAGCUUCGCGCAGAAACUACGUCACUGACCGUUUCAUGCAGAUCAUCAAGGCAGCGGCAGCAGCAGAGGCAAAAGCAUCGGCGAACGCAAUCGGCGCGUCCUGCCAGAGUGGCGCCAAAUCGUGGGGCAUCCGGCUAAGAUACAGUUGCCACAAUGACUGUUCGUACGGCAAUGAUGGAUGUGUGGCUGGAUAAAAGCGCCGUCGAAAGCCCAAAACGAAGAUCCACAGCUGUGAAAUCUGUGGAGGAUGUCUUGUCCACUUUGGGCCUGGUGCGAAAGCACGAGCUGGCCACGACGGGCUCGCACAUUUAUCUCUACACAGCCGAGUCGGCGGGAUUGUCCUGCCUCAUCACGGUUUAUUCUAACGGCUUCUUAACAGUGACCAUAGAAGACGCGAAUCCUGAUUCUCCUCUCACCAACCAGGUCAUGGAAGAGCUCAAACUGAAAAUAAAAGAGAGCAUCAAAACUCGUAUAGAAAGGUCGGAACUCUGUUCACAUCAAUGCGAGGCCAGGCCAAUCCCGCUGAUCAAACGAGGAACUCCUGUGCCAAACUACUACACGACCUCGGACGAGAGAAUUCUCGAGUACGACUUUGACAAGAUUGUGUUUGAGGAGAAGUCCAAGUACCAGCACGUCAAGAUACUGCACUCGCCUACGCUAGGAAACUGCCUUCUUUUGGAUGAUCUUCAAAAUCUUGCCGAAAAGGACAUCAACUACACUCACGGCUUGAUGAAGUAUCCCAGCGUCAGCUACGCGGACAAAGAGGUGCUCAUACUAGGAGGCGGCGACGGUGGCCUUCUAUGUGAAUUGCUCAAGGAAAGACCCAAAUACGUCACCAUGGUGGAUAUUGACGAAAUGGUGAUCAGCGCCUGCCGACAGCAUCUUAGAGGAGCUUGCGGCAAUGUUCUCGACACACUCAAGGGAACCAACCACGAGAUAAUUAUAGAUGACUGCGUGAAGAAGAUGAAGGAAUACAUUACCGAAGGGAGACAGUUUGACGUAGUUUUCAACGACCUGACCGACAUUCCUAUCAGCACUGAACCACAAGGCGAACACUGGGACUUCAUCAAAAAAAUUGUUACAAUGGGGCUUGCUGUGCUUAGAGUCAAUGGACUUUUCCUCAACCAUGCCAUAGGAGUCAGCUGUCCGUCGGCUCUCGAGACCUACGAGGAACUUCUCAAAGAGCUGCCGUUCAAACUCACCUUUUCGAAGCACACGGCUCAUGUGCCAUCAUUCAUGGAAGACUGGGUGUUCUACAAGAUCACGAAGUUGGAAUGAUAUUCGGGUGCUAUUAGCGCUGUACAAGGCCAUUUAACACUUGUCGAUCACUCUCUGCUCUUCCGGCGAGCGUGGACCACCGUCCGUAGCCACUUCCUCUGCGCGGUGGACUUCCUGCCACAGCCUGCCACCUGUGCGGCCUGCGGCCACCGAAUUACUCGCCCUUUCUUUCCUCUUCAACUAGUACUACCAUUGCUACUACAUCUCCUCCUCCGGGUUUUCGUUUCUAGUCUCCUUCUGCUGCUCAGUUCACCAUCGUCGUACCGUACCAUCAUUUCCCGCGUACCACAAGGUUUCAUCAUAGCUGUACCAAAUAAGUGUGCUAGGCGGCUCAAUGCUUUUUCCUCACAUACGCGCGCUGAACCAAGUAUACAUACACUACCCACAUUCCCGCAAUGUAAUAAAAGAAGUAUUGCUCCACAGACAA